Molecule: messenger RNA, 1365 nt
Organism: Microthlaspi erraticum
Lineage: Eukaryota; Viridiplantae; Streptophyta; Magnoliopsida; Brassicales; Brassicaceae
Source: the annotation of a GenBank genome assembly
AUGGCGGCGGCGAACCGAUUACGCACACUCCAAUCUCAGCCGGAGAACAAGGUGUGUGUCGACUGCUCCCAGAAGAAUCCGCAAUGGGCAUCGGUUUCCUACGGCAUCUUCAUGUGCUUGGAGUGCUCCGGCAAGCACCGCGGCUUAGGCGUUCACAUCUCCUUCGUCCGAUCCGUCACCAUGGAUUCGUGGUCCGAGAUCCAGAUCAAGAAAAUGGACGCCGGCGGCAACGAGCGCCUCAACAAAUUCUUCGCGCAGUACGGAAUCCGCAAGGAGACCGACAUCGUCGCAAAGUACAAUUCCAACGCCGCGUCGGUGUAUCGCGAUCGGAUCCAGGCUUUGGCCGAGGGACGGCAGUGGAGGGAUCCGCCGGUUGUCAAGGAAUCGAUCGGCGGUGGGAUGAAUAAGAAGCCUCCGUUGUCUCAGGGCAACGGAAACAAUGGCGGAUGGGAUAAUUGGGACACGGAUGAUUCAUUCAGAUCUUCACCGGAUAUGAGGCGGAAUCAAUCGGCGACUGAUUUCAGGUCCUCGGGAGCUCGUGGCGCACCGGCGAAGUCGAAAUCGUCUGAGGAUAUCUACUCGAGGUCUCAGCUGGAGGCUUCCGCUGUGAACAAGGAGAGUUUCUUCGCCAAGAGGAUGGCUGAGAAUGAGUCUAAGCCUGAAGGUCUUCCUCCUUCGCAAGGCGGCAAGUAUGUGGGGUUCGGAUCAAGCUCUGGCCCAGCUCCGAGAAGCAAUCAACAGGGUGGUGGUGGUGGUGGUGAUGUUUUCUCCGUCAUGUCUGAGGGUUUCGGAAGAUUGUCUCUUGUUGCUGCAUCUGCUGCGAAUGUUGUUCAAUCAGGAACCAUGGAGUUCACUUCCAAGGUGAAAGAAGGUGGCUUAGAUCACACGGUGAGCGAGACUGUUAACGUUGUUGCGAAUAAGACGACAGAGAUAGGACAGAGGACAUGGGGGAUCAUGAAAGGAGUAAUGGCGAUUGCGUCACAAAAGGUUGAAGAGUUCACUAAAGAAGAAACAGCAACCUGGAAUCAACAGCAGAGUAGAAACGAAGGCAACGGUUACUACCAGAACAAACCAGCAAAUUCAUCUUUUGGAGGGUCACAGUCAUCAUCAAGUGGUCACAACAACAAUAACAGUUAUCGUAACUCGAAUUCUUGGGAUGACUGGGGAGAAGAGAAGAACGAUAACAAGAAGCAAGCAGCACCAAAGGUGUCGUCGACUUCUAAUGAUGAUGAUGAUGACGGUUGGGCUGGUUGGGAUGAUAACGAUGGUAAAGAUGACGAUGGUUAUUAUAGCGCCGGCGAUAAGAAAUCUGUAGGUCACAAUGGGAAGUCAGACACUGCUUGGACCGGUGGAGGUUUUAAUUAG